Paramuricea clavata is the source of this 4068-nucleotide messenger RNA. The record is from the annotation of a GenBank genome assembly. NCBI's taxonomy places the organism in Eukaryota, Metazoa, Cnidaria, Anthozoa, Malacalcyonacea, Plexauridae.
AGCAUAAGAGAUAUAAGCAGUAUUUAUGUCGACACGACGUUUUAUCUACCUCAAAUGAAACACAUUCCGAGCAGAGUGAGUACAUCGCGUUUUAUAUAAUAACGUUAAGAAUUCAAGCGCUUUCAUUGGUCGAGCGCCAUGAUCUGUUAGAGGACAGGUGCACGGAAUUACGUCGCAAUUAAAGGUAGCCAAUAGCAUUCCCUUAUUUGUAUAGAUCAUAUAUUCGUGAUAUUUGUAAAAUUUCGACUUUUUCAAAUUUCCAAAUGCAAAUUGGGUGGAUAAAAAGUAAGCUACUCACCUGUUUAAUUCGGGGUUUUUCUUUUUAUUAUAUAAUAUUUAGGUGUAAAAUUUAGGUGUUAAAUUUAGGUGUAAAAUUUAGGUGUAAAAUUUAGAUGGAACAUUUAGGUGGAACAUUUAGGUGGAACAUUUAGGUGGAACAUUUAGGUGGAAAAUUUAGGUGGAAAAUUUAGGUGGAACAUUUAGGUGGAACAUUUAGGUGUAACAUUUAGGUGGAAAAUUUAGGUGGAAAAUUUAGGUGGAAAAUUUAAGUGGAAAAUUUAGGUGGAAUAUUCAGGUGGAACAUUUAGGUGGAAAAUUUAGGUGGAAAAUUUAAGUGGAAAAUUUAGGUGGAAUAUUCAGGGGUCAGUUGUUCAAAGGUGGUUUGGCGCUAACCCUGGGUUGAAAUUUAAGCUGCUGUUUUAGUUUAUGUAUUUCUGCACGUCUGUUUAUUUCCAAACGUCAGAGAAGUGAACUCCUACCGAUCCAGACAAGAUAUCUCAAGAAAUAUUUCCAAAUUUAUAGAAAUGCGGUGAGGAAGUUUGGUUUGAGUUUUACAUUAACCUAGCGUUAAGCUAACCCAAAAAUACUAUUAAAAAAUUAAAAAAAAACGUGUAAGAAUUUAAAAAAGAAACGCUCUCCCGCCUCUGAAAAUUUGUGAGAGUGUGACGCUAACCAAGUUUUUUUUUUAUUUGGCCUUAUAUUAAAUUUUAAUUUUUAGGAGUCGACCAAGAAGGCAGUUGUGGAACUUAUAAAACGGCGAGUGAAAUAAAAUGUUCUAACUUUCACGUUUCCUUUCAAGAGAAGCCAGAGAUUAUUCAUAUUUGAUUUCUUUGACAUUGUAGUUGGUUAUCAAAAGGUUGCAAUUACUACGUGAGUUUGCUGUGUAAAGGAAUGUACGGUUAUGAAUAUUUACUGAAGGAAGUUGCCAUGGCUUUGAAUACCAAGGUAUAAAUGCAGUUCAUGUGAUUCAUAUUUUGUAUAUGUAAGCUACUAACAAAAUAGGGCCACUUAUACGAGACAAAAUAAGUCGCGACUUAAAUAAGACGCGAGUUUGUCGUAUAAAUGGUACAAAAUUCUUAUGCAAGACGCGACUUAAAUAAGAACAGGAUUUUUAGCUGUUCUUAUUUAAGUCGCGUCUUAAAUAAGACAUUUUGGAUAAAAAGUCUAACUACACAUGCCCGAAACUUGAAACAACGUAAAAUUGUUAGCCUUGCAUAUUAAAGCAAAAACAAUUAUCAAAACAACAUAGCUAUAGCAAGUAAAUAAGACUAGAGCCGUAGAGAACCAUUUAUACGAUAACUCCGCUUAUAUAAGACGCGUCUUAUGUAAGUCGCGACUUAUUUUGUUCCGUAUAAAUGGCCCUAAUGAGUCAAAACAUUAGAUGACUGGAUGGCAUGGACAACAGUGGGAUUUUCAAAACAAUGAAAAGACAAUGGAACAUUCUGAUCACUGGAUCAUGACUGGAUGACAUGGAGAACAGUGGGAUUUUUAAAACAGUGAAAAGACAAUGGAACAUUCUGAUCACUGAAUCAUGACUGAAUAGCAUGGAGAACUGUGGGAUUUUCAAAACGAUGAAAAGAUAAUAUUACAUUCAAACCACUGGGGUCUGAGUCACGCAAAUCUUUUGUGACCAAAUCUGUGUGACCGCAAGUGUAGUUUUCAUAUUCGUUAGAUUCAUGUGAGUUCAGAAAGGCUGUCGUUAUACAAGAAUCUACCAGACAUGACAAAACAUUUCACGACCAAGGCUGAAAACACAAGAAUCCAUUCUUGCAACUGGGAGGUUUGUUAUAAUUUCAGCUUAUUCUCAUGUAAAAAGAUUAAAAGAAUACUUCUACUGUACUCUGACUCAACCAAACUUCUCCUGUAGUAACACUCGUCUAGGUCAAUAAGAGAUAACCCUUACUGGACCUCUAGAGAAAACAGUUUAGAACUGAUAGAGUUUUCCAGAGUAUUGAUAAAGAUAGUUUUGAAAAUCUUUGACUGUAGCAUGAAAGAAACAUCAACUCAAAGCUGCCAUGUGGAUUUUCACUUCCUGCUCCUGAGAAGGUGAAUGUGAUAAAGAUAAAAGCUACCAGUAUGUGGUUUGCUCGUCGAACUGAACCUUUACCGAGUGACUGUGUAUUGUAAGUGAACCUUACCAUACUCUAUUAUACCAUGUUGCCACACCAUACCACACAGUACCAUAUAAAACCAUAACACACCAUACCACAUAAUAUCACAUAUAUCACACCAUAUCAUACCACAGUGUACAGACCUUGCCAUACCAUACCAUCCAUACCAUACCAUACCAUAUCAUACCAUACCAUACCAUACUAUACCAUAUCAUAUCAUAUACCAUAUCAUAUCAUACCAUACCAUACCAUAACAUAACACACUAUAUACCAUACCACACCAUACCAUACCAUCCAUACCACACCAUACCAUACCAUACCAUACCAUCAUACCACACCAUACUACACCAUACCAUACCAUACCAUACCAUACCACACCAUACCAUACCAUACCACACCAUACCAUAUCAUAUACCAUACCAUAUCAUAUCAUACCAUACCACACCACACCACACCAUACCAUACCAUACCAUAUCAUAUCAUCAUAUCAUAUCAUAUAUCAUAUCAUAUAAUAUCAUACCAUAUCAUACAAUAUCAUGUCAUAUCAUACCGUACCAUACCAUAUCAUAUAUCAUAUCAUAUCAUAUCAUGCUAUACCAUAACACACCAUAUACCAUACCAGACCAUACCAUACCAUACCAUAUCAUAUCAUACUAUACCAUAACACACCAUAUACCAUACCACACCACACUACACCAUACCAUACCAUAUCAUAUACCAUACUAUAACAUAUAUCACACCAUAUCAUACCAUAUCAUACCACACUAUACAAUACCUUGCCAUACCAAACCAUCCAUACUAAUCCAUACCAUACCAUAUUAUAUCAUCGGUAUGGUAUGGUAUGAUAUAGUAUGGUAUGAUAUAGUAUGGUAUGAUAUAGUAUAGUAUGAUAUAGUAUAGUAUGGUAUGGUAUGGUAUGGUAUGAUAUAGUAUGGUAUGAUAUAGUAUAGUAUGAUAUAGUAUAGUAUGGUAUGGUAUGGUAUGGUAUGAUAUGGUAUGGUAUGAUAUAGUAUAGUAUGGUAUGGUAUGGUAUGGUAUGGUAUGGUAUGAUAUAGUAUGGUAUGAUAUAGUAUAGUAUGAUAUAGUAUAGUAUGGUAUGGUAUGGUAUGGUAUGAUAUAGUAUAGUAUGAUAUAGUAUAGUAUGGUAUGGUAUGGUAUGGUAUGAUAUAGUAUGGUAUGAUAUAGUAUAGUAUGGUAUGGUAUGGUAUGGUAUGGUAAGGUAUGGAUGGUAUGGUAUGGUAUGGUAUGAUAUAGUAUGGUAUGAUAUAGUAUAGUAUGGUAUGGUAUGGUAUGGUAUGGUAAGGUAUGGAUGGUAUGGUUUGGUAUGGCAAGGUAUUGUAUAGUGUGGUAUGACAUGAUGUGAUAUGAUAUUGUAUAAAUGAUAUAUAAAUACCAUACCAUACCAUAUUACACCAUACCAUAUCAUGUCUUUACCAUACCAUAUCAUGUCUUUACCAUACCAUACCAUACCAUACCAUACCAUACCAUACUAUACCAUACCAUACCAUACCGCACCGCACCAUACAAUGCCUUACUUAAACUUAUCACAUUUCAUGUAAUUUGUUCUCUAGUCAAGUGAGCAAAGACUUCUAUCGUGUGAUUCACUCUAUGCACGCAUCAAUGGAAGAGGUACACAUUUUUAUAUUAAAUAUUUAUACAUAAAUUUCUCAGACUCAUU